AUGGCGACUGCGUUGCACACUGCUAGCCAGUAUGUGCUACUUUCGCUACCUUUGAAUGCUCAGCCCAGCUCUGCACCAGACAAAAACGUGGAGAGCUGGCUGCAGGAAGAGCUCUGCGGUGGCAGACCGUUCGUAUCGGAGUUUAAGAUCCCAGAGUUCAAAAUUGGGUCUCUCGACACCCUCGUGCUGCAAUCCGAGGAACUCGUCAAAAUCGACACUCAGAUCGGUGGCUCUGUCGCCAAGAUCGUCGAGGUGUUGGGAAACAUGGACGAGGCGCAAACCAACGCCUACAAAACGUUGCCCGUGAACAACGUGCCUGUCAUGGAGUAUCUAGAAAACUUCCAAUGGCAAACUCGCAAAUUCAGACUUGAUAGAUCCAUCAAAGAGCUCAUAAGCGACAUUGCCGACGAGUCGUCGCAGCUCGAUGCAGACGUGAGAGCCACCGCGACCAACUACAACUCAGCCAAGACCAACUUGGCUGCAGCGGAACGCAAGAAAACCGGUGAUUUGUCUGUGCGGUCCUUGCACGACAUUGUCAAGCCCGAGGACUUCGUUCUGGGCUCAGACCACCUCACUACGGUGCUUGUAGCCGUUCCUCAAAAUUUGAGACAGGAGUUCCAGAAAAGCUACGAGACCCUGGCCAAGAACGUUGUUCCUUGCUCCGCGAGUAUCCUCAAACAAGACAGUGAGUACGCAUUGUUCAACGUGCACCUUUUUAAGAAGUCUGUCAACGACUUUGUGAGCGCGUGUCGUGAAAAGAAGUUUGUUCCCCGUGAUUUUGACUACUCUGAAGAGCUCAUAAAUCAACUAACGAGGGAACACGAGUCCGCUGCUCAUUUAGAGCAAUCUUUGCGCGUCCAAUUGGUCCGUCUUGCCAAAACCGCUUACUCCGACGUGUUUAUGAACUGGUUUCAUAUCAAAGCUUUGCGAGUGUUUGUAGAGAGCGUUUUGCGUUAUGGACUUCCACCUCAUUUUAACACUCGUUUGAUCGCGGUUCCACCAAAAAACUUGGCAGCUUGUAAGAGCGAGCUCAUCAAGGAAUUUGGGUAUUUGGGAGGCAAUGCUUUUUCCAAGGAUAAAGCGGGCAAGAUUAAGAAACAAGACAGCUCGUUACACGAAUACGCGUCUAUUGUCGAUACCGAAUAUGAGCCGUUUGUGAUGUACACGGUGGAGUUGUGA
Molecule: messenger RNA, 1179 nt
Organism: Lachancea meyersii CBS 8951
Lineage: Eukaryota; Fungi; Ascomycota; Saccharomycetes; Saccharomycetales; Saccharomycetaceae
Source: the annotation of a GenBank genome assembly